Molecule: messenger RNA, 1516 nt
Organism: Dendroctonus ponderosae (mountain pine beetle)
Lineage: Eukaryota; Metazoa; Arthropoda; Insecta; Coleoptera; Curculionidae
Gene: Vta1
Product: vacuolar protein sorting-associated protein VTA1 homolog
Exons: 5
Coding region: 155-1198 (347 amino acids)
Biological process (GO): late endosome to vacuole transport via multivesicular body sorting pathway
Cellular component (GO): multivesicular body
Source: RefSeq, a predicted model, not a curated record
ACUGGUUAAAUGAAAACCACAGAACAUCAAAACAUUAAAAACGUCACAAACAUCUGACAAUUAAAAACAACUCAUUGUUAAAAAUAGUGUUUAAUACACAAUUAAAUCUACUGUAAAACUUGUUGUUUCUUGUUUAAGUCAGUUUGUUUAAAAUAUGUCGUUUUCACCAGUUCCUCCCGAGAUAAAACCUGUCGCUCAUCUUAUGAAGCUGGCCGCAGAGCAUGAUACCAGAAAUGUUGUGGUAGCUUACUGGGCGCGAAUGGCCGCAUGUCGACUGGCGCUUAAAAUGGUCCCAGGACCCAAAUCUCCACAAUUCUCCGCUUUUUUGGGCGAAAUCCUCGAUUGGUUGGAGCAAACGAAGCAGCAAAAUCGCGAUAAUGAUGGAAUUACAAGCGAAACCGCUGCACAGGCCAUCAUCGAAGAAUACGCAUUGAAUGUGUUUAAUCACGCUGAGCAACAGGAUGCAGCCGAAAUUUUUAAUAAAAAUACAGUAAAAUCUUUCUACACUGCUAGUAUGCUGUUUGAUGUUUUGGAGCAGUUCGGCUUCUCUGAAGGGAACCACGAGAAACAGAAAUAUGGCAAAUGGAAAGCUGCGUACAUUCAUAAUUGCCUGAAAAAUGGCGAGAAACCUCAACCAGGUCCUCCCAACUCUGGCGCUGAAGAGAACCAAAUGGUCCAUAUUAGUGAAUUGCCCGAAGAAGAACAGCAAAGGCUUUUAGAAGAGAAACGUAGACUGCAGGAAGAGCUGGAUAGGAAAAAGCGUCAAGAAGACGAAGAACGAGAGCAGCUGAAUCGGUUAAAUAGUUUUGGCAAUAUCACUUUAGGCGAUAACGAUCCAGCAAACCCAAGCAAUGUUACCGGAUAUCCGCCGCUCCCGAACCAAAACAACUCGAAUGCUGGAUUUACAUUCCCAAAACUUUCACCAGAAAGCCCAAACAUUCCACAACAACCCGGUUCGGUCACACCAGUUGCGCCAACAACUCCCCAAGUUCCUGUCCAGCCCACCACAUACAAUUUGCCCACCACUACGAAUUAUGGCACUCCAGGCGGUAGCCAGGUGUCUCUAACUGCUGAUCAGAUUCAGAAAGCCCAAAAGUACAGCAAAUAUGCCACCAGUGCCUUGAACUACGACGAUGUGAAAACGGCAGUAGAAAAUUUACAGAAAGCUUUGAAUUUGUUGCAGUUUGGAAAGGAAUAACCGGUAUGAAUAUUUAUUUCCAAUUGAUGCUCCCUAAAUGGAUUUAGUGUUAUUUUGGCAAUGAGUACAAAUUUAUAGGCAUUUUCCUGCUACUUGCAGUCGGAUGCAGUGACAAAAAUUGUUUCACUGUUUAGUUUUUCAAUUAUUCACAGCGAUUUUGUUGUCGAAAAUCGGCUGAUCCGUAUGAAAAUAUGCACUUUUAUUGUUAAAUAUAUUAUUAAAUAUAUACUUACCUUAGCUUACCCCAAAGUUGCUGUUAAAAGUCAAUUACUGUGAGAUUAAUUGGCUGACAUUUAUUAAAAAGGCUUAUGUCCGAAA